AUGCCCACUCGAUCGGGACUGGACUUUGCGGCGAAGAACCCUAAGAAGGAAGGCAAGAUGACGGAAGGUGAAGAGGGGAACCGAGGAGAACCUCGGGUAGAGGCGAACGCGCAAGGCGCGGGAGGAACGGGCGAGCCGGGACUGGACAGAGCCACGGGCUCAGGAGAAGCGCACGGAGAGCAACGCCGUGCAGAGAAGGAAGAAGAAAAAGGAAGGGAGGAGGAACAGCCUAUCGGAGAAGCAGCGGCGGUGGCGCGUACGGCCAGGGACGGUGGCAAGGGGUACCGUCGCAGUGUAUCAUGGCAGGGCUUCGAGGAAGAGGCAGCGUCGACGCGCUGGCGCUAUACCAUGCUACCAAAGAGACAUCUGGAAAAGAAGCGGUUGGAGAGGAGAAGAGAUCACGCAGCUAGCGCAGAGCCAAGGACCGAGCUGGAUGACAAGAAGCAGUGGGAGGCAGAGAGGUUCCUGGAGCUGCUAGAGGAAGAGGCAAGUGAAGAACGAGAGAAGGGGGUGCCGGUGGAAAGGAGGAUGGGCAGUCACAGCGACCGGGACGAAGCACCGGGGAGAUACCCAGACCAGGACGAGGAAGAAGAAGAGGAGGAAGAAUGGGUGGAGCCAGAAAUGGACUGGGAUAGCGAAGAUAGAGAAGACCCCACAGAUACAUGGAUCCCGGACCCGGACGAAGUAUUCCUGGGCCCGAGCAGGGCGUACAUGGUGCUGAGCAGCGGCAACGGAGUGGAACAGGCGCGGGAGCUUGGAGUGGAAGGGCAGAAUGACGCGGAGAGAGUGGAGGCAGGUGAAGUAGAGCCAGCGCAGUGA
This is a messenger RNA of Closterium sp. NIES-65, 819 nucleotides long. Lineage: Eukaryota; Viridiplantae; Streptophyta; Zygnematophyceae; Desmidiales; Closteriaceae. The record is from the annotation of a GenBank genome assembly.